This is a messenger RNA of Biomphalaria glabrata, 1994 nucleotides long. Its product is annotated as endoglucanase A-like. The coding region runs from base 154 to 1914 and encodes 586 amino acids. The record is from RefSeq and is a predicted model, not a curated record. Gene Ontology annotation, biological process: carbohydrate metabolic process. Gene Ontology annotation, molecular function: polysaccharide binding; hydrolase activity, hydrolyzing O-glycosyl compounds. The transcript is spliced from 8 exons. Lineage: Eukaryota; Metazoa; Mollusca; Gastropoda; Planorbidae.
AUGAAAUACAAUUAGGACAUCCGUGUUGACUGUGAGUGGUUAAAAAAACUAAACAAAAGUAAGACACUAGGACAAGCGGUGCAAGUGUUUGAAAUAUUUAAAUAGAUAGCGCACUCCAGACACUAGUUGCUUCCAGCUACUCAGAUAUUGAUUAUGCAUAGGGCAAUACGUCUUUUCCUGGCCGCCGCGUUUUGCGCGGUGUGCCAGUGUGCCACGAAUGUUGCCAUAACCAAUCACUGGAACGGAGGAUUCCAAGGGGAACCAUGCAUCCCCAUCACCAAGGAAUUGAACGGGUGGAGGGCGCACCUCUUGUUCAGUGAGGACGUGGACACUAUUGAAGUCUGGGCGGCCGAGGUCACCAAGCUAACUCCAAGAGAUUUCCUGCUCAUCAACAAGGAUUACGACGCUCAGCAGCACGUAGGGGAUCAGCUCUGCUUCACGUUUGUAGCCCGUGUCAACAACAAGGACAUCACCCCGACCGUAACACUCUACAUCGAAGGUAUGGACGGCCCUGGCUCGAACCCUACUCAAGGUCCUCAAAAUCCAGUGGGUACCUCGGCACCGAACACUGGUGGUGGCUCUGCUAGGAAGGACUACGCCAAAGCUCUGGGCAAUUCAAUCUUAUUUUACGACGCUCAGAGAUCUGGUAGACUACCCUCUAACAACCCGAUCCGUUGGAGAGGCGAUUCAGCUGUCAACGAUUGUGUACCGGGGGGCUGGUACGAUGCUGGCGACCAUGUGAAGUUUGGCCUUCCAAUGGCUUCGUCCACCACCCUCCUCCUGUGGUCACUCUACAGAUUUAAAGACGGCUACUCGAAAGCUGGACAGCUGGACAUGAUGUAUGAUAUGAUCAAAUGGCCGUUAGAUUAUUUCCUCAAGGCCUGGAAACCACAGUCAAGAGAACUGGUGGUCCAGGUCGGAGACGGCAAUGCUGACCACUCUUUCUGGGGGCGCCCCGAGGACAUGAACAUGGCACGCCCCUGCCAGACAGUCAGUUCUUCGAAUAAGGGUAGUGAUAUAGCUGGUGAAACAGCCGCUGCACUGGCCGUUGGAUCUAUCGUGUUUAAGGAGAAGGGCGAUACUUCCUACAGCACACAGCUACUCACGGCUGCGGAAAGUCUUUUUGCUUUUGCUAAGUCUAACAGAGGUAUAUUUAGAGGCUCGGCACCUUUCUACUCAUCAAGUGCAGACCAAGAUGAGAUGUGCGUCGCUGCUGCCUGGCUGUACAGAGCCACACGUAACAACCAAUAUCUCAAUGAUGCCAACUCACUUGUAGAGGACGCCUGGGCCUGGGCUCUGGGCUGGGACGACAAAAAAAUUGCUUGCCAGCUUAUACUGUAUGAGGAGACACAAAAGUCUACACUAAAGGACGCAGUGGUCGGGUUCAUGCAGUCCUGGUUACCUGGGGGUGGCAUCACGUACACACCUUGUGGCCUGGCCUGGAGGGAUCAGUGGGGCGCUAACAGAUAUGCUGGAAACUCAGCAUUCUUAGCCUUGUUGGCUGCUGAGGCUGGAAUUAAUACAGCGGACUACAGGAAGUGGGCGGUGGAACAGAUCAACUACAUACUAGGGGACAACAACCACGACGGCGGCUGCUACAGCUUCCAGAUCGGCUACGGCAACAAGUUUCCCAGACAGCCUCACCACAGAGGAGCCUCUUGCCCUGACAGACCCGCCCCUUGCAGUGGAGCUCAGCUUAACGACCCUGGCCCAAGCCCACAGAUCCUCGUUGGCGCCAUUGUUGGAGGACCGGAAGCCAAUGACAACUACCGCGACGUCAGGACCGACUACAUCCUGAACGAGGUAGCCACGGACUAUAACUCUGGAUUCCAAGGCGCACUCGCUGGCAUCGUGCACCUUCAGGCAACGAACAAUCUUCCAGUCACUCACAACAAAUGUCAAUGUAACGGAUAAAAAGUCUAAAGAUACAAUUAUUGUUUGUCUACUAUAUAAAUAUUGAAUAAACAUGCAAUGCGCUUAAGCUCUGCAAGAAA